CACCCAAAUCCUCUAUAGAGGACUCCAUGCGCUUGUCGCCUCUGGACGGAUGGGCACCUAAAGAUGUCAAAUCUUCUAUCAUUGGAAAAAAGAAGCCCAUGGCCACCAAAAAAGGGCUCGGUGCAAAGAAAGGCCUGGGUGCUCAGAAGGUGAGCAGUAAAAGUUUCUCGGAGGUGGAGAAGCAGGCCCAAGUGGCUGAGAAGUUAAGAGAGGAGCAGGCAGUUGAGGUUAAGAAACAAGCUGAAGAAUCCAUUGUGGCCUCCAUGCGUUUGGCCUACAAGGAGCUGGAGAUCGAUAGGAAACUGGAGGAAAAGAAACUUCAGAACAUGGAAGGCAAGAAGCGAGAGCAGGCUGAGAGACUGGGCAUGGGCUUCGGCAACAGGAGUGCCGUGUCUCACUCUGUGAUGUCAGAGAUGCAAGUGAUCGAGCAGGAAACCCCCGUGGGAGCCAAGUCCUCGUCCCGCUCCAAACUGGACAUGUACGAUGAGCCUGGCUUCACUUCUGGACCGCCAAAAUAUAAAGACAACCCAUUCACGGUAGGAGACGGUUUUGGAUCUCGGUGGGACACUGAUGGAGGAACAACCUCUUUCACCACCUCCUGGGCCCUGGAGAAAGAGGAGCCCAAAGAGGAAGUCACCAUCUCCAGUAUUCAGCCAAUUGGAGAAAGACUUCCUAGCAGGAGAAAAGCUGAGGUGUCUGCUCCAGUCUCAGAGUCCAGUGAGGCCAGGCAGAAGUUUGCCAAUGCCAAAGCCAUCUCGUCAGAUAUGUUCUUUGGUCGGGAGAGCAGCGCUGAGUAUGAUGCAAAGACGAAGCUGGAGAGUCUGUCGUCCAGCACCUCCAUCAGCUCAGCUGACCUGUUUGGAGAUGGCACUGACCACAAAGGCUCAGGCUUUGACAGUGUGCUCCCCUCUGGACCGGACAUGGCACAGUUCAAACAGGGAGUGAAGACCGUGGCAGGAAAGAUGGCUGUCCUCGCUAACGGUGUGAUGAACACUAUUCAGGAUCGUUACGGCUCGUACUGAGCCGCGGCAGCAGACACCACCUCCUCGCUGCUGGACGGAGGAGGCUGCAAGAGAAGCAGGACGGCUUGCUCGUCCUCCGUAGAGACAGUAUUUCCUUCUACCGUUCCCAUCACCAGAAUCCUGACUCUUUAUUUUCAUAAACAAAAGCCUUUUGUUAAAAAGUUAUUUACUGUCCACAGUAUUU
Nematolebias whitei (Rio pearlfish) is the source of this 1206-nucleotide messenger RNA. RefSeq names its product ADP-ribosylation factor GTPase activating protein 2 (gene arfgap2). The transcript has 11 exons. Gene Ontology annotation, biological process: COPI coating of Golgi vesicle. The record is from RefSeq and is a predicted model, not a curated record. Gene Ontology annotation, molecular function: GTPase activator activity. Bases 27 to 1022 code for a protein of 331 amino acids. Lineage: Eukaryota; Metazoa; Chordata; Actinopteri; Cyprinodontiformes; Rivulidae.